AUGAUCCGCGAUAAUGGUCCGAUAUUCCAAGCCUUCGUUGCGUCCAUGUUCACGUGGGGUGUUACAGCCCUGGGCGCUGCGGUUGUCUUCUUUCUACCACCACACAGCAAGAAACUGCUAGAUGUAAGUUUGGGUUUUGCGGCCGGCGUAAUGACCGCAGCAUCAUUCUGGAGUUUAUUGGCACCCGCUAUUGAGAUCUCUGAGGCUACUAUGGGUGCUUUGGCUUUUAUUCCGGUUGCAGUGGGAUUUGCAGCCGGAUCAGCGUUUGUUUGUUUGGCUGAUCGUAUUAUGCCUGAGUUGGUUUUUUUU
Messenger RNA from Anisakis simplex (herring worm), 309 nucleotides. NCBI's taxonomy places the organism in Eukaryota, Metazoa, Nematoda, Chromadorea, Rhabditida, Anisakidae. The record is from the annotation of a GenBank genome assembly.